This is a messenger RNA of Hemicordylus capensis (graceful crag lizard), 3947 nucleotides long. It is a transcript of the gene JUP, whose product is annotated as junction plakoglobin. Gene Ontology annotation, molecular function: alpha-catenin binding; protein phosphatase binding; transcription coactivator activity. Gene Ontology annotation, biological process: positive regulation of transcription by RNA polymerase II; cell adhesion. The transcript is spliced from 15 exons. Bases 681 to 2915 code for a protein of 744 amino acids. Gene Ontology annotation, cellular component: catenin complex; adherens junction. The record is from RefSeq and is a predicted model, not a curated record. NCBI's taxonomy places the organism in Eukaryota, Metazoa, Chordata, Lepidosauria, Squamata, Cordylidae.
UGGAGGGUGAACAAGGGCAGGGUCUUAUCUGAAGCAUUGGGGCUCUGGUGAGGCAGCCUCAAGGGGUGUGUUUUUAGGGCUCGGGGUGAAAUUGCUAAGAGAGACUCCCAUUGAAGGGAGCUGCCCGAGGUAGUAAAGUAAUAUGCGGAGGAAAAGGGCGAAGCUGCGUUGAGUCAGUGUAGGGCAAAGAUUUGGGGAGGAGUAGCGCCCAGAACUUAUUCAACCCCCCUUUCCUACCCUGCAAAGGGGGGCAAUAAGGAGGGGUGGGCUAUUCCUCGGGUUUCCCUAGGCAAAAGGAGCUGCUUUGGGUCACUAAGGACUCUUAAGGGGGGAACUGGGAGUGCCCCUAGACGUGUGAGCAGAGAGACGGUAGAGGGGGUUGGGAUGUCAUAUGGGGUAGGUAGAGUCGUGCUAGCUUAAGGAAAUUCAGAGGAGUGCCCUCUGGAGUCUCAAGGGGAUACGGUAGGUGGGUAGGUCUGUAUAGGUACUCUUUUUGAAUCUGAAGGAGGAGAGUGGGGCUUGUGGGGCUAAGGCUCAUCAGACUGAUGUAUUGUGGGUGAGGCUGAAGGAUAGAGUAGUGAAAUCUAAGCAAUGCUGGGUUUGGUGGCCGGCAACUGUGUGUGGUAAGAGGAGAGCGAUGAGGGACUAGGUAGUAGGAAAGGUCUUCCUACAGAGCAGCCAUGGAGGUGGUGAACAUGAUGGAGCAACCCAUCAAGGUGACAGAAUGGCAGCAAACUUACACCUACGACUCAGGCAUCCACUCUGGAGUGAACACCCAGGUACCCUCUGUUAGCAGCAAGUGCUUGGUGGAUGACGACGACCUCUAUGGCAAGCAGUACACCAUUAAGAAAACUACAACCUACAGCCAGGCCGGAGCUGGGCAAGCCCAGGCUCAAGCGGAAUUGGAGUCUCAACUUGCUAUGACUCGUGCUCAACGCAUCCGGGCCGCCAUGUACCCAGAGACAGUGGAGGACCGUUCCUUUCUCAUGACCACCCAAGUCGAAGGCCAACAGACUAAUGUCCAGCGUUUGGCUGAGCCCUCACAGAUGCUCAAGUCUGCCAUUGUGCAUCUCAUCAACUACCAGGAUGAUGCUGAACUGGCCACCCGCGCCAUUCCUGAACUCACCAAACUUUUGAAUGAUGAAGAUCCGGUGGUAGUGAGCAAAGCCGCCAUGAUUGUGAACCAGCUAUCCAAGAAAGAGGCAUCACGCCGCGCUCUAAUGCAGUCACCCCAGAUUGUUGCUGCCGUGGUCCGCACCAUGCAAAACACGAGUGACCUAGAUACAGCCCGCUGCACCACCAGCAUCCUCCAUAACCUGUCCCACCACCGCGAAGGGCUGCUGUCGAUCUUUAAGUCUGGGGGCAUCCCGGCUCUUGUCCGCAUGCUCAGCUCUCCUGUGGAGUCGGUUUUGUUUUAUGCCAUCACCACCCUCCACAACCUGCUGCUGUACCAGGAAGGUGCCAAGAUGGCUGUGCGCCUGGCUGAUGGGCUGCAGAAGAUGGUUCCGCUGCUGACCAAGAACAAUCCCAAGUUCCUUGCUAUCACCACGGACUGUCUGCAGCUGCUUGCCUAUGGGAACCAGGAAAGCAAGCUGAUUAUCUUGGCCAAUGGAGGCCCCCAGGCCCUUGUUCAGAUUAUGCGCAGUUACACAUAUGAGAAACUGCUGUGGACUACCAGCCGUGUCCUCAAGGUCCUCUCCGUCUGUCCCAGCAACAAGCCAGCCAUCGUGGAAGCUGGUGGCAUGCAAGCCCUGGGGAAGCACCUGACAAGCUCCAGCCCAAGGCUUGUGCAGAACUGUCUAUGGACACUGAGGAACCUCUCAGAUGUGGCUACUAAGCAGGAGGGUCUUGAUGGCGUCCUGAAGAUCCUGGUCAACCAGCUGAGCUCGGAUGACAUCAACGUGCUGACCUGUGCCACUGGCACCCUCUCCAACCUGACCUGCAACAAUAGCAAGAACAAGACGCUGGUGACUCAGUCUAAUGGGGUGGAAGCCCUCAUACACACCAUCCUCCGGGCAGGAGACAAGGAGGACAUCACUGAGCCAGCUGUUUGUGCUCUAAGGCACCUCACCAGCCGGCAUCCAGAGGCUGAGAUGGCCCAGAAUUCUGUGCGGCUCAACUAUGGCAUCCCUGCCAUUGUUAAGCUACUUAACCAGCCCAACCAGUGGCCACUGAUCAAGGCUACCAUCGGCCUCAUUCGUAACCUGGCCUUGUGUCCAGCCAACCACGCCCCCUUGCAGGAAGCUGCCGUCAUCCCACGCCUGGUUCAGCUGCUGGUAAAGGCUCACCAAGAUGCCCAGCGCCAUGCAGCAGCUGGUACACAGCAGCCAUACACGGAUGGGGUAAAGAUGGAAGAGAUCGUGGAAGGCUCCACAGGCGCACUGCAUAUUUUGGCUCGUGAUCCCAUGAACCGAAUGGAAAUUUUCCGCCUGAACACCAUUCCACUCUUCGUGCAGCUCCUAUAUUCUCCAGUGGAAAACAUCCAGCGUGUGGCAGCCGGUGUCCUGUGUGAGCUGGCCCAGGAUAAAGAGGCUGCCGAUGCCAUUGACGCAGAGGGUGCCUCAGCCCCACUAAUGGAACUUCUGCACUCCCGGAAUGAAGGCACAGCUACUUAUGCAGCGGCUGUGCUCUUCCGCAUCUCUGAAGACAAGAACCCAGACUAUCGAAAGCGUGUAUCUGUGGAACUUACCAAUUCACUCUUCAAGCAUGACCCUGCUGCUUGGGAAGCUGCCCAGAGUAUGAUACCCAUUCAUGAGCCAUACGCAGAUGAACUGGAUGGAGGUUAUCGUGCCAUGUACUCUGGUGAAAUCCCCAUGGACCCCAUGGACAUGCACAUGGAGAUGGACGGUGACUAUCCCAUGGACGCUUACAGCGAUGGUGUGCGGGCACCCUUCACGGACAAUAUGCUUGCCUAAGCUCCCCUUGGGCAGAGCUCAAGAUGUUUUUCUCAACGCAGAAGAGGGCAGCCCUAGCACUCAAAUCCAGGGCACUUGGGAGACAGAAGUGCCUGAGAAAGAUGACAACUAACUCUUCCGUUCCCUGCGAAGAGGUUUUAUUUUCUAAGACAAAACAAUUUUUCCUUUCCUGUUGGGCCUAUGGGAAAAAUCCCCAUCCUCAUAUCCAGGACUGCUUCUACAGACCUUGUAGUAAUUUUUCUUCCAGCAGUCAAUCCCCCUCCUCCUCCACAAAGUUUCCAACUUUCAUCAACCUCUCCUCUUCCUCUCCUGUCCAACACCUACCUUUCUGCAAAUCUAGGCAACAUUCUCAAACUGCCAUUGGAUCUUCAUAAGAGUAUUUUUCAAAUAAACACAUAUAUAUUUUAUUUUCCAUAGAGGGUGCAAAAAAAGCUUUUUGCCAUUUGAUAAUCUCUCUUCCUUGUUUGCACUUCUAAUGCUUGUCAAUUAAGAAGUGAAGAAAAUGGAAACAUUGCUAACUUUUUAUUUUGCCUUCUAACUUUCUGGGUUUUUUAAAGAAUAGCCAAUGGGUGUGAGAGUUUGCCAAGAAAUCAACAGCUUCACAUUUCCUGCUUUUAUUUUUAAUUUUUUAAGCCCUCAACUGAUGUGCGUGUGCUAGCUUUGGUGCCCCAAUCAAAGAAUCUCUUCCUACAAAAGGAAUGACUAACAAUUGUAAUAAGACUAUCCUCCUUCUGGCCACCUCUUGCACAUUUUAACCGGAGUCCUACUCUUUCUCUCUCCUCCCCACUUCCCUCCCCCAACCUUUCCUGGUGAUUGGUGUGUUCUCUUCUUCUUGAGCCUCCCCACCCUCUUGCUCUUCUAAUGCAUUUUUAAAAGCAGCUCUCUCAAUGUGAUAGCUUGAGGCUUCCACUGGAAAAGGGAUCGAUGUAGCUGCAAAUGUACUUCAGAAGAUUUUAUUAUUAUUUCUCAAAGGGAUUUUUUUGUAUAGACCAAAGCUCAAAAACAAAUAAAAACUGAAACCCAACCCUGCAA